UCCGGGCCGGUUUCCACGGAGACGGCUGUAAACACUCGGAGGGCGAUCCCGGGAAAGAUGGCGGUCACUUUAGGUGUCGACAGAAGUUUCGAUUUCGACGUCCACCUGGACGAACGCAUCCAUGAACUGACACUUGAGCAACUCCAGGAAUUAGUGGACAAGAUCAGUAUUUCCAAUGAAGCCUUGAAGAUUGAGUCUGAUAUGCUUGAUAAGUACUAUGACCGUGUGGUGCCCAAGGAAUUGGUCCUUCAAGCCCAAGAUCAAACACAGGAACUAGCCCAGUUGGCACAGGGGAGGUCAAGGCAUCGAUCCCGGACUCGUGCUGUGGCAGUAGAGCGUCUUUUGAUGUUAACAGCAGAGCAGAAGUGCAACAUUGCUUAUAGAGAACUAGAGGAAACAAAAGAAAUACUAUCAAAGCUGAAGCAGGAGUCAGACCACACAAUUCGGAAUUUACAGGCUACUCUUGAGGAAGCUGAAUUUGCCUUGGCCGAUAUAAAAAAAGCAGUCAAUGAGUUUGAACGAGAUAUUGGGUCCUUCACCCAAGGCAAGAAGGGGAGCACAAUUGUAACAGAGACUCUCUUUAAAUAUUUUGAGGACAAAAUCCAUGCCAAAGAAAUGCUGAUUGAUAAGCUGCAACUGAAGAAUCAUGCUUGGAAGAUGCUCAAGGCGAAACUGCACCAACAGCUCCGAUUGAAAGAGGAAGCUGGGGAAGUGCUCCGGGAGGUUGAUUUUCAUCAGCUUAAGAUUGAAAACAGCCAGUAUUUGAAGCAAAUUGAACAAUACAAUCAGGACCUCUUGCAGCUCAAAGUCAUGACCGGGAAGACACAGCUGGUUCUCAAUUCUUAUAAAAGGCAGUUGAAUAGAAUGUCAUCAGAGACAAAGCAACUCAUCAGUGAAAUAAAAUCCAGACAGGACCUGCUUAAGAAGAUUGAAUUUGAGACUACAGAAGUGGAAGAAGAUAAAGCCAAAGGAGAGGAGCUAAACAGGAAGUUUCGUGAUGACAUUUCUAAUUACAGAGUUCCAGAUGUCCUUGAAUAUGUGCGUGAGACAUGGAACCGCUUUGACCUAGAGAAGAAAGUGAAAACCUGGGAACGUAAGGUGGAUAUUGCAGAGCUUGCACAUAAAACCUAUAGUAAAACCUGGGAGAGCAUAAAAAUGUACAAUGAUCAGGAUCAGGACUUAAAUAAAACCAACACAGUCACCAGGAUAUGAAGAACUUCUGGAACUAGAACUUACCACAAACUCAACUAAGUACCAUUCACAUGAAUAGAAAGGGGUUUCCUUAGAAUGAAAAAUUAAUUUAAUCUAGCUGCAAAAGAAGUCAUGUUUUAUGCUGACAGACUGAUUAAAUUGCUAUUUCAAAUAAAUAAAACCAGCCUUUGAUUCUUUGUUUUGU
This is a messenger RNA of Rhincodon typus (whale shark), 1396 nucleotides long. RefSeq names its product coiled-coil domain containing 113 (gene cfap263). The record is from RefSeq and is a predicted model, not a curated record. The transcript has 9 exons. Gene Ontology annotation, cellular component: axoneme; ciliary basal body. Gene Ontology annotation, biological process: cilium assembly. The coding region runs from base 58 to 1212 and encodes 384 amino acids. NCBI's taxonomy places the organism in Eukaryota, Metazoa, Chordata, Chondrichthyes, Orectolobiformes, Rhincodontidae.